AUGCUCAGCAUUCGACUUGAUCCGACGACAAGGCGAGAUUGGGAGGAGUACUCUUCGACCAAGGAAGCGAUCACCUUCAAAGAGCUGACGUCAUUCAUCCAGCGACGAGUCACGGUGCUGCAAUCCAUCCAAGCGAAGACCAUCGAAGCGCAACCGUCAACAGCACAGAAGAAGCUAGUUCAACGUUCCGUCUCGAGCCACGGAGCCAGCCAGUUCAAUCUACCGAUCCUCCAACCACGUCUGCGUCUGCCACGGUCGUCGAGUCAAUCAGUUGCGCUUCUACUGGCCGCAAACACCAUCGAUCUACCUGCUACAUCCGUGGACACUUCGACUUGGGACAUGCCACCCAGCAUUCAACUUGCUGAUCCGUCGUUUGACAGCACUAAUCCUGUGGAUAUCAUCAUCGGCGCCGAAAUCUUUUUCGACGUGUUCAAGGUCGCAGGUAGAAUUCCUCUCGGAAACAAUCUUCCAGUUCUAGUUAACUCCGUAUUUGGUUGGGUAGUAGCUGGAAAGUCCACUAUCAGUCCGUCCGUCGCUACCGUCACCGAUAUCCAUAAACUUAUGGAGAAAUUUUGGACAAUCGAGGAAGACAGCUCAUCGACAGCGUACUCCGUCGAAGAAGCAGCAUGCGAGGAACAUUUUCAGCGAACUGUAGCUCGUACCCCGGAAGGACGUUACGUAGUCCGCUUGCCUUUCAAGGAAGACGUGCUUAACCAACUCACUGACAACCGUCGUACUGCUGUUCGUCGAUUUCACUUACUUCAAGGUCGUCUGGUUCGCAAUCACGACCUUCAUCAACAGUACAAGGCAUUCAUCGACGAAUAUCUCCAUCUCGGACACAUGCAGCGCAUCCACGACUAUGAGAAUCCAGCAGUUCAGAACUACUACUUUCCACAUCACGCUGUGAUACGCGAGGAAAGCACGACGACGAAGUUACGGGUCGUCUUCGAUGCCUCGUGUAAAACCCCGAACGGACCUUCGCUCAACGACGCUCUGAUGGUUGGACCAACGGUGCAAGAGGACAUUCGAUCGAUCACGAUGCGCUCCCGAAAGCAUCAAGUAAUGGUAGUUGCCGAUGCGAAGAUGAUGUACCGUCAAGUUCUCGUCGACCCUCGUGACUGCCGAGUCCAACUCAUCGUCUGGAAACCGUCACCGGACCAUCCGAUGGAGACAUACCAACUGAAGACCGUAACGUACGGUACCGCCAGCGCUCCUUUCCUUGCCACUCGGGUACUGAUCCAACUUGCCGACGACGAAGGUCAUCAUUUUCCUCUCGCAGCCAAGGCUCUUAAGAAGGAUGUCUACGUCGACGACCUCUUUUCCGGCGGAAACAACGCAGCAGAAGUAAUCGAACUCAGGAACCAGCUAGAUGCACUCCUAGCAAAGGGUGGAUUUCAAUUACGAAAGUGGGCUUCGAACGACGAAGCAGUACUCGAAGGAAUUCCACCGGAGAAUCGCGCACUAAAGAAUUCCGUAGACCUCGAUCGAGAUCAGGUCAUCAAAACUCUCGGGCUGCAUUGGGAACCAGAUUGCCUUCGGUACAAGGCCGACCUACCAUCCGACACAGCAGAAAAGUCUAUCACCAAACGGAUUGCUCUUUCGCUGAUCGCUCGCCUCUACGACCCCCUCGGCCUAGUAGGCCCCGUCGUAACUGCUGCCAAAGUUUUUAUGCAAAACCUGUGGAUGCUGAAAAAUGACGAUGGAUCAUCGUGGAGCUGGGACAAGGAGUUACCAAUCGAGUAUCAAACCCGGUUUACCAACUACCAGACACAGCUACCGAGACUCAACGAGCUUCGCAUCGACCGCUGUAUCCUGCUACCCGAACCAGAAUCCAUCCAGAUCCACAUCUUUGCCGAUGCCUCGCAACUCGCUUACGGAGCUUGUGUUUAUGUCAGGUCAACUGACGCCUCUGGAAUGGUAAAGGUUGCUCUUCUCACUGCAAAAUCGAGAGUGGCGCCCCUCAAAAAGCAAUCGAUUCCACGACUCGAACUCUGUGGAGCACUUCUAGCAGCGCAACUCUUCGAGAAGGUGAAAUCGUCACUUCAGCUCGACGCAGAAUGCUAUUUUUGGCUCGACAGCACCGUUGUACUCUGCUGGCUCAACGCGUCUCCAUCUGCUUGGAACACUUUCGUUGCCAACCGAACGUCGAAAAUCCAACUUGCUACUCAACAUUGCUCGUGGAAUCAUAUUGCUGGGCUAGAGAACCCCGCGGACUGCAUUUCUCGUGGAAUAGCGGCCGACGCUAUCAUCGGCUUCGAUCUAUGGUGGCAAGGACCUGAAUGGCUUCGACAACCCCAAGAAAGCUGGCCAAUAGCUAAAGGUACGCAUGAUCAACCCUCUGACGCGUUGGAAGAAGCACGCCGAAUCUCCAUAGCAGCACCAUCGUCUCCGAAUGAACCGUCUUUCGUCGACCUGCUCGUCGAAAAAUUCUCCGACUACCAACGUCUUUUGCGUAUAGUAGCAUACUGCCUUCGUUUUCUUCAAAACUGUCGAAAACAAUCCAGCGACCGAGUAAAAUCUACCCUUCUGAAACGAGAGGAGUUGUUAGACGCGGAAAGUUUACUCAUGAGAUUGGUCCAACAACAAGCCUUCAGCGAAGAGUGGAAGCAGCUUCAACAUUCGGAACGAAUAUCAGUAAAGUCCCGCCUCAAGUGGUUCCAUCCAUUCAUCUCGUCCGAACAGCUGAUUCGGAUCGGUGGCAGAUUGGGAAAUGCACAGCAACCGUAUGACAGCAAGCAUCAAAUCCUUCUACCAUCAUCGCAUACACUAUCGUCGCUUUUGGUCCGCAGCUAUCACGAACGACAUCUCCACGCAGCUCCACAAUUGCUCCUCAAUCUUCUUCGACAGCGGUACUGGAUCAUAGGGGCCAGAAACUUGGCCAAGCGUGUGGUCCACAAGUGCGUCACUUGCUUCCGAGCACGUCCUCGAAUGUUGGAGCAGUUUAUGGCCGAGCUUCCUGCAUCGAGAACUACUGCGAGUCGACCUUUUACUGUCACGGGAGUCGAUUAUUGGGGACCGAUCCAGCUCAAGCCUAUACAUCGCCGUGCUGCACCCGGGAAAGCCUACGUUGCUGUUUUUGUUUGCUUUUCCACGAAAGCGGUACAUUUGGAGCUGGUAGCAGACCUCAGCACACCAAAAUUCAUCCAAGCGCUUCGUCGGUUCGUGUCUCGCCGUGGACUUUGUUCGGAUCUGCAUAGCGAUAACGGUCGAAACUUCGUCGGAGCGAAUAAUGAACUCCGAGAUCUCGUCAGUAGCAAAGAGCAUCGCAACGCUAUCACUCAAGAGUGCAAUCAGCAAGGGAUUCGUUGGCAUUUCAAUCCUCCGAGGGCAUCUCACUUCGGCGGCUUAUGGGAAGCCGCAAUACAUUCAGCACAAAAGCACUUCAUUCGUGUCCUAGGGAAACAUACUCUUGCGUUCGAUGACAUGGAAACGUUGCUAUGCCAGAUCGAAUGCUGCCUGAACUCGCGACCAAUUAUUGCACUGAGCGAUGAUCCAACUGACUACGAACCACUCACGCCAGGGCAUUUUCUGACGGGAUCUGCCCUCAAAAGUGUUCCAGACGGCAACUACACUGAUAUAGUAACGAAUCGACUUCGCCAGUGGCAUCUGGUUCAAAAACUGUUCCAGGAAUUGUGGAAAAGGUGGCACCUGGAGUACCUUUCCACAUUGCAACCACGUAGCAAAUGGUGCAAUCCACCUAUUCAGCUGCAGCAAGAUCAGCUCGUCAUUCUUCGCGAUGAGAAUACUACUCCGAUGCACUGGCCGAUGGCAAGAAUUCAUCAGACUCAUCCCGGGCCCGAUGGUGACAUCCGGGUAGUCACCGUCCAAACAUCAACCGGCCGUUACAUCCGUCCGGUAUCGAAAAUUUGCCUCUUGCCAGUGAAAUCAUCGUCCGACCAAAACAUCAACAGCGUAGCCAUCCAGUAA
Ochlerotatus camptorhynchus is the source of this 3927-nucleotide messenger RNA. RefSeq lists its product as uncharacterized. The record is from RefSeq and is a predicted model, not a curated record. Gene Ontology annotation, biological process: DNA integration. Gene Ontology annotation, molecular function: nucleic acid binding. The transcript is spliced from 2 exons. Bases 1 to 3927 code for a protein of 1308 amino acids. NCBI's taxonomy places the organism in Eukaryota, Metazoa, Arthropoda, Insecta, Diptera, Culicidae.